Pelobates fuscus (common spadefoot toad) is the source of this 4857-nucleotide messenger RNA. RefSeq names its product tyrosine kinase 2 (gene TYK2). The transcript has 25 exons. NCBI's taxonomy places the organism in Eukaryota, Metazoa, Chordata, Amphibia, Anura, Pelobatidae. Gene Ontology annotation, molecular function: growth hormone receptor binding; ATP binding; non-membrane spanning protein tyrosine kinase activity. Gene Ontology annotation, cellular component: membrane; cytoskeleton; cytosol. The record is from RefSeq and is a predicted model, not a curated record. The coding region runs from base 202 to 3732 and encodes 1176 amino acids. Gene Ontology annotation, biological process: cell differentiation; cytokine-mediated signaling pathway; growth hormone receptor signaling pathway via JAK-STAT.
UAGCCCAAGCAGGUCCUGCUCAGACAGUGGGUUCAGGCGACGUCACUGCCCCAUCUCCUGGUCAGACUGUAAGGGACGGCAGCAAGCUCCGGGGCCCGUGGGAGCAGAUAGAGCGGGGAGGUCAUGUGACCGGGGGCAAGAUUGUGUAUCAGUGCUCUGCAUUGUUCUGCACACGGCUGAGACCUAGCUCCGACCCUAGAAAUGUCUCUCUGUCAGCGAGCAGUGCGGCACACUAGUGUCAGUAUGGAGCGCUGCAGCUACACUGGAGCAGGACUCCGGGUCUAUCUGUACUGGAGCAAUGAUCAGGAGCAUUAUGUCAGCUACACACAGGACGUUACAACUGCAGAGGAAAUCUGCAUACACAUUGCACAGAAGAUUGGAAUUAGUCCGCUGUGCUAUACUUUGUUUGCACUUUAUGAUAUCCAGGAGAAAUACUGGUAUCCACCCAACCAUGUUUUUAAAAUCUCCAAAGAUAUGAAGCUUGUUCUCCAUUUCCGCAUGAGGUAUUAUUUCAGAAAUUGGCAUGCAUUGAAUGAGAAGGACCCGGCAGUGUGUCGCAAUGUCCCAAAGAACAAUGAUAGCAUCGAGGAUAAGAGCCACCCUGAUCUAGCCGAUAGCAUUUUGGAUCUGGCAUCUUUUGAAUACCUCUUUGAACAGGGGAAGUUUGACUUUGUGAAUGAUGUGGCUUCACUGAAGGAUUUCUGGACAGAGCAGGAUAUCCACAGAUUUAAGAAUGAGAGCCUGGGUAUGGCGGUGCUUCACCUGUCUCAUAUUGCCAUCAAGAAGAAGAUUUCACUGGAAGAAGUGGCGAGGCAGGUUAGCUUCAAAGAGUGCAUCCCAAAGUCAUUUUGCCGACAGAUCCAGCAGAAUAAUUAUCUCACCAAGUUCCGCAUGAGGAAUGUCUUUAAGAAAUUUGUUCGCCAUUUCCACCUCCAUACAAUGGGUCCUGGGAAGCUUACCGAGGAAGAUGUCAUGUACAAAUACCUUUCUACUUUAGAAAACCUGUCAUCCCGAUUUGGCUGUGAAGAAUUUAAGGCUCUCUCCCUUGAGCUUCCAACUGAGGGAGAGAAGCUCCCUCUUUACAUUAACGGAGGUUAUUUGGAGCACUCUGAGAUCACGAACAAGGAUCCUACCACUACCGCUCUGGUCAUGGUCAGUGGAAUGGAUGGAAUCCAGUGGAUGACCUCCAAAGAAGAGGAAAACACAGAGAAUGGGGUCCAGAAAAACUACUUCAGUAAGAAGAAGAACAAAGGACAGAAAAUGGCUAAGGCCUCCCAGGAGAGGACUGCCCCCAAAUGGGAGCAGUUCUGUGAUUUUCAGGACAUUACCCACAUUGUGAUCAGCAGGAGCAGAGUCAGCGUCAACUGUCAGGACAAUCGAUGCCUGGAGAUAGUUUUACCUUCAUACGAACAAGCUCUGUCUUUUGUGUCUUUGGUGGAUGGAUAUUUUCGACUCACAACAGAUUCUAACCAUUACCUGUGCCAUGAGGUCGCCCCCCCACGUCUGGUGAUGAGCGUCACAAACGGAAUACACGGACCCCUUCAUGAGCAGUAUGUGGCUCUAAAGCUGAAGCGGGAGGAGCAGGAGGACGGUCUCUAUAUUAUUCGGUGGAGCUCCUUCAAUUUUAAUAAAAUGAUAAUGACUGUGAAGAGCACCAGCCAGAACAAAGGGCUCAGUUACAAGCAGUUCAGAAUCGAAAAAAACAGCGACUCAUACGUCCUUGAGGGCUGGGACCGCGGCUUCCCCAGUGUCAAAGAAUUGACAGAAAAUUUACGUGGCUUCACCUUAAAAUCAGGGGAGGAAACAUUUACUGUGAAGAAGUGUAUACUGCCAAAGUCCGGAGAAAUCUCCAAUUUGACUAUCUGCCGCAGAGGCAGAAACAGCAAAGGGAGCCGGGUGUCCCAGAGCCUGAAUCUGAGCCAGCUUAGCUUUCAUCAGAUCCGGAAACACGAGAUAUUGCAGAAAGCCCACCUGGGUCAGGGCACGCGGACCAAUAUCUAUGACGGCUUCCUGCUUGUGAGCAAGGGGAAUGAACUGGAAGACGAUGAGCCCAGUGAAAUGAACAAUAAUUCCAACAACCAGAGGGUGAUCCUAAAAGCCUUAGACCCAACUCACAGAGACAUUGCCCUGGCAUUCUUCGAGACGGCCAGUUUAAUGAGCCAAGUUUCUCACAUCCACCUGGUGUUUGUUCACGGAGUAUGCGUGUGGGAAACUGAAAAUAUCAUGGUGGAGGAGUUUGUGGAACAUGGGCCCCUGGAUGUCUGUCUGCGAAGGGACAAGCUGAGGAUCUCCGCGGGCUGGAAAUUCACUGUGGCUACGCAACUAGCAAGCGCUUUGAGUUAUCUGGAAGAUAAAAACUUAGUCCAUGGAAAUGUCUGUGCAAAGAAUAUUCUAUUGGCCAGGAAAGGUCUGGAGGAAAGGUCUUCUCCCUUCAUCAAACUAAGCGAUCCUGGGGUGACCUUCACAGUGCUGUCCAGAGAAGAGCGUGUAGAGAGAAUCCCGUGGAUUGCACCGGAAUGCAUUCAGAAUGUCUCCAGACUCAGCACAGCUGCUGAUAAAUGGAGCUUUGGAACUACACUACUGGAAAUCUGCUUUAACGGGGAAGUCCCCUUAAAGGAGAGGACCCCUUCAGAGAAAGAACGGUUUUAUGAGAAGGAGCUUGGAUUGCCAGAACCAUCCUGCAAGGAACUUGCUACUCUUGUUGGACUGUGCCACAAUUACAACCCUGCGGGAAGACCCUCUUUCCGAACAAUUCUCCGGGACCUGACCCAGCUUCAUCCUCAAGAUCUUUCUGAUAUAGCCUCCAUUAGUCCAGAUUACUCUGUUACUGAUCCCACUGUGUUUCAAAAACGUUACCUGAAAAAAAUCCGUGAACUGGGAGAGGGGCACUUUGGAAAGGUCAGCUUAUACCGUUAUGAUCCAAAUAACGAUGGCACUGGAGAGAUGGUGGCGGUGAAAUCCCUAAAGUCGGGAUGUAGUCAACAGCUAGAGAGCAGCUGGAAAGGAGAGAUAAAGAUCCUAAAAGCUCUUUACCAUGAAAACAUUGUGAAAUACAAAGGAUGCUGCAGUGAGCAAGGAGAUAAGAUUGUUCAACUGAUUAUGGAGUAUGUUCCCCUAGGCAGUCUGCGUGAUUAUUUACCUAAACAUCAUGUCAGUCUGGCACAGUUACUGCUGUUCGCUCAACAAAUCUGUGAGGGCAUGGCUUACCUUCACUCUCAGCAUUACAUACACCGCGAUCUCGCUGCUCGCAAUGUCCUGGUCGAAAACGAAAAUGUUGUUAAAAUUGGUGACUUUGGACUUGCCAAAGCCGUACCGGAAGGCCAUGAAUACUACAGGGUCAGAGAAGAUGGAGACAGCCCUGUAUUCUGGUACGCCACGGAAUGUCUCAAGGAGUGUAAGUUCUUCUAUGCUUCAGAUGUAUGGUCAUUCGGGGUCACCCUGUAUGAGCUUCUGACUCGAUGUGACUCUUAUCUCAGCCCUCCUGCUAAAUUCAUUGAAAUGAUUGGAGCCACUCAAGGACAAAUGACUGUAGUGCGGCUGAUUGACCUUCUGGAGCGAGGUCAGAGGUUACCGUGUCCUACAGACUGUCCCCUGGAGAUAUACAAGCUAAUGAAAAAUUGCUGGGAGACUGAAGCUAAUUUCCGACCAUCUUUCACCAAUCUCAUCCCCAUCCUGAAAUCCUUUCACACAACCUAUACCACACAAGCCCCAUCAGUGUUUAGCCUGUGUUAGACCCACGAGCAUGAAGAGCAGAUGUAUUGAGCCAACAGCCCAUUCAAAACAGGCUGUCUAUUGCCUAAGAUGAGCCUCCUUUCUGCAUUGCAGUAGAUGGACCUUCUUGUCAUGUUUUCCGCAUUGAUGCAAGAUGGACUUCCUUUUCAUGUUUUUUACAAUGCUAGGAGAUGGACCUCCUAUCCAAGGAAGGGGGCAGCUUGCAAGUCCAGUUUUGGCUGUGUUUAAGUCAGACUUGAGCUAUGUGCUCUCCAUAUUCAUUCUGAAGACGUCUGGAAUCAGAAGCCGAACUAUUUUGGUUAUACGCCAAGUGGAUGUUUGUCAUCUAAGGAGUGCAGUAGAGUUACAGAAAAACCUCCCACGGCAGAUCCUUUUUGAUGGGCCCCAAAAUAUGUUAAUUACUCUAUAAACAAAAUGUUGCUUCUUCAGUGGUCAAAGCAUCUGACCAAGGAAGACAUUUUAUUUCAAAAAGGUGACAUAUUUAAUAGGUUAAGGGAUCAGUACCACAUGGAUCGCUAUGUGAACUAAUGAUCGUGACAUUUUGAAUGUGUUAAAAAGUUCUUCUUAGUAGGGAGCACAGUGACCUAAUGGUAGUGACAUACCGAAUGGGUGAAAAGGUCUGCUCCGAUAGGGAGCACAAUGACCAAUGACUGAUCAGUACCAGGUCUGAGCAAAAUGACAUUGUGAUGUCUAAAGAUCUGUGGGUAAAAGAGUUGGGUCUGCCCAGUGACAAAGUGACGUGUCGGAAAAAUGCGGUUACCAUGAAAGCCUUUAUCACUUUAAGACUGUGAAUAUAUCUUUAUUUGCCAGUUGCAAUUUGGAUAUUCACGCCAAAGUAUUUUUUUUUUUUUUUUUUUUUUUGCAAGGCAUGCUGCUUGUCUUAAUACACAGGACUUUUUCUUUUUUUCUUGUUAUAAAUUCCUCUGCAAGCCCCUGCUUGCUGUACAGUAUAUGUAUUACACAUACAAAUGCACUUUUGUGCAGAGUAAAUCCAAAGCCUCUCAUUAUGUGAAUUAAAUUAUGAUUUCAAUCCUGCCAGCUCGUUGCCAGAGGUCUGUAGACACCUUAACCUACUCCUUUUUCAGCACUGUUCUGUUAUACGAGCAAUAAAAUAUUUUACGUCUA